Messenger RNA from Paramecium octaurelia, 1343 nucleotides. The record is from the annotation of a GenBank genome assembly. Lineage: Eukaryota; Ciliophora; Oligohymenophorea; Peniculida; Parameciidae.
AUGAAACCAUAAACCAAAUGGGUGAUUCUCUUUCUAACAAGCUUGUCUUAAUUCUCAUUCCGAGCCUUCGUGGAUUACCCAUCACUAUUGGCUACUGAGAUCAAGGAUCAUUUCAUUGUGAAUCAAUUCCAAAUAAACCUAUUGUUUUCAUUCAGAUCCUUUCCCAAUAUUGUUAUGCCUUUUGUUGGAGGAAUGCUAUUGGAUAGGUACGGAACAAGAAGAGGACUCUUUGGCUUUAUGCUGUUCAUCAUUUUUGGCACAUGUUAAGAAUAAUUAUAUAUAAGUUCUUUGCUACUUGUCAAUUAUUUUGAAUUGCUUCACACUGAUGCUUAUUGGAAGAUUCUUUAUGGGAUUAUUUUUGGAAAGUUGCUAUGUGGGAAUAUACAAAAUUUUGGCUAAGUGGUUUAAAGAGGCCUCAUUUGCCUAUAGGUAACAGUAACCUUAUUAUAAGCGUUGACACCGCAUUCAUUUGCGGCGGUACCAUCGCAUCCACAAUUCUGUUGCCCUACCUAGUCAACAAUUACAGCCUGGAUACGGCUAUAUUAUCGUGUCUUUUGCUGUGUAUGGUUUCAUUUAUCGGUCUGAAUACUGUUACAACAAUUGAUAAAACGUAUUAAGUCGAAGCCAAACAAGAAAGCAUCCCAAACUUUUCAUUCUCAUUAUUAACUUAAUUCAAUGUUGACUUUUACAUUAUUGCUUUGAGUUCCAUCUUCUGCUAUACAAGCUAUUACAUAUACUCCUACAAUAAUGCAGAAAUGUUUAAGACUAUGUAAUAUUUUCAUUCAUUUUUUAGGUAUCAUUUAUCAUCUUACUCUGCAGCCACACUUUACGGACUUCCUUGUUACAUGGCUAUUUUCAUAGCUCCAUAUUUGGGUCAUCUGGUUGACAAACAUGGAUAUAGAAUGCAAGGAUUAUAAAUAACAAGCCUAAUUUAAAUGAGUGUGUUUGCAUUGGUAUAUCUCAUGCCAAAUUGUGAGACCACUUGUUUGGUCAUUCCUGCCAUCAGCUAAUUAUUGAAUGGAGUAUUUUUUGCUGCCUAUGUUGUAACCUUAUGGCCUUGCAUUCAAAUGGUGGUGUCUCCUUAAUUGUCAGGAACUGCCUUUGGCUUUGUCUAUUCGAGUAUUAGUGUGGGGAUUUCCUUCGCGUCCAUUUUUAUUGGCAAAGUAGUUUAAGAGGAAACCUAAGCCUCCUACUCUAAUAUGUUGGGAAUCCUACUCCUGAUUUCAUUCUUGGGAGCCUCAAUGAAUUAUCUGCUCUUCUACAGAGACUCCAAAUAUUUCAACAACAAAAAAUAUGUAAUAUCGCAAAAUAGCACAGAAUUGGAAUUGAAAAUGCUUGAUUGA